ACCGCUCUCUCGUCUCUCUCUUUUCAAUAAAGGGUUUGGGAUCGGCGGUCGUAGAUGGCGAUGGAGUCGGUAGAGGCGGUGGUGGCACACAUCCAGGGGUUGUCGGGGAGCCAAGAGGAGGUCGCCCACCUCCACUCCCUCCUCAAGCAGUCGGAGGACGCCCUCCGCUCCCAGGCCGCCCGACUUGGCGCUUUCUUCCACCAGCUCGACCCUUCCGUCCACACUCUUGGAUACCUCUUCCUUCUGGAGGCAUAUUCAUCUGAUCCAGUUUGUAGGGAGCAAGAUGGUGAUUUUCUGUUGUCUAUUGUUGAAUUUAUCAACUCAUGCUCAGCAGAGCAGAUACGUUUGGCACCUGAAAAAUUUAUUUCUGUUUGUAAGAGUUUUAAGGAUAAGGUUAUGCAGCUUCAAGUUCCUAUACAGGGGAUAGUUCCCUUGCGGACAGCUAUCCGUAAACUUCAGGCCUCUUCAGAGCAGUUGACUACUUUACAUUCAGAUUAUCUUCUUCUCUGUCUGCUAGCAAAGUGCUAUAAAGCCGGACUAAGUAUUUUGGAUGAUGAUAUAUUCGAGGUUGAUCAGCCAAGGGAUCUCUUCCUCUAUUGCUAUUAUGGGGGAAUGAUAAAUAUUGGAUUAAAGCGUUAUCGGAAAGCUUGGGAGUGCCUUCAUAAUGUUAUUACUGCACCAAUGACCACUUUAAAUGCAAUAGCUGUUGAAGCAUACAAAAAGUACAUUCUGGUUUCAAUCAUCCUCAGUGGGCAGGUUCCAUUAUUUCCGAAGUAUACAUCUUCAACUGCUCAAAGGAAUUUGAAGAGCCACACUCAGCCAUACGUUGAUCUUGCUAAUUGCUAUGCCACUGGGACGUUUUCUGAAUUAGAGGGCUGCAUCCAGACAAACCUAGAGAAAUUUCAAUCUGACAGCAAUCUGGGACUAGUGAAGCAAGUUCUAUCUUCUCUAUACAAGCGCAAUAUUCAACGGCUCACUCAGACAUACUUGACCCUCUCACUGCAAGAUAUAGCAAACGCUGCCCAACUGAAGACCCCAAGGGAAGCUGAAAUGCAUGUACUUCAGAUGAUUCAGGACGGGGAGAUAUUUGCCACAAUAAACCAAAAGGAUGGAAUGGUCAGUUUUCAUGAGGAUCCUGAGCAAUAUAUAACUUGUGGUAUGAUAGAGCAUAUUGAUUCUUCAAUACAUAGGUUGAUGGCAUUGUCAAAGAAGCUGGGUUCUCUAGAUGAACAUAUGUCAUGUGAUCCUGCAUAUUUGACAAGGAUAGGGAAAGAAAGACCGAGAUUCGACUUUGAUGAGUUUGAUUCUGUUCCUCAUAAAUUUUUGUGAGGUUGAGUUCCAGGUUAUCAUUUUCAGGAAGCUGCCUAUUGGAAGGAAAUGUUUCCUAUAUGGUGUGGCGCCAAGCAAUCAACUGUUGGGGUGAUGGUAUCGGACCAAUUUGUUCUAGUUAAAUGGGGAAACAUCAAACAUGUUCUUAUAUCGCUUCCUGAUUACCCUGGUGCCUUAUAUUUGUCCUGUAUCUAGCAUUGGAUGGUCUAUCUGGUGAAUUGUUUUGGCUGGCUGCACAGAUGGCCUUCUUUUUUGUUUUCAUGUGUUUAUACCGAAAAUGAAGGCAAAAACAAAAUGUAUUUGUCGUCCUACAUCACCAGAAAGAAGCUAGUUUCUGCUUUUUAAUGCUCAGAAAUUUUUUUAUA
This is a messenger RNA of Musa acuminata AAA Group (dessert banana), 1694 nucleotides long. RefSeq names its product COP9 signalosome complex subunit 3. The coding region runs from base 55 to 1329 and encodes 424 amino acids. The record is from RefSeq and is a predicted model, not a curated record. NCBI's taxonomy places the organism in Eukaryota, Viridiplantae, Streptophyta, Magnoliopsida, Zingiberales, Musaceae. Gene Ontology annotation, cellular component: COP9 signalosome. The transcript has 11 exons. Gene Ontology annotation, biological process: ubiquitin-dependent protein catabolic process.